AUGUCCACCAAGACCACAGCCUACAAUUUAGGCGUUGGGUUGAUCGUCGCUAUUGGAAGCUUAACGUAUGGCUUUGGCUUCGCUUCAGUCGCAACCAGUAUCGGCCAGCCUGGAUUCUAUCUUUACUUCAACUUAUCGACGACUGGAUCAGGUGCUGCAUAUACAAACCACAUCCUUGGAGCUCUGAACGCGCUCUUCUUCUUCGGAGCAGCAGUUGGCGCACUCUCAAUUGGUCCUCUAGCUGAUGCUAUUGGGCGAAAGAAAGGACUGGUAUAUACAAGUGUCCUGGCAUGCCUUGGUGGCGCUCUCGCAGCUGGCAGCGUCCAUAUCGCUAUGCUCAUCGUCUUCCGUAUCGUUCAAGGCUGCGGUCUUGGUUCUCUUGCUACCUUGGUCCCUAUCUAUCUGUCAGAAACAUCGACGCCCAGAAAGCGUGGUAUGUUGACGGGUUUACACGGCUUUUUCCUGGUCUGUGGCUACAACCUCGCGGCCUGGGUUGGAGUGGGCUGCUUCUUUGCCAAAAAUCUCACUUUCGGCUGGCGAGCACCUAUCGCUUUAACUGUCCUUCCACCUCUGAUCCUCCUGAUCGGCACAUUCUUCGUCCCCGAGAGCCCUCGCUGGCUGAUCAUGAAGGACCGCUCCGACGAAGCAUGGACCAUCCUUAGUCGUCUGCACAAGACUGUUGGUGGGGAUGAUGAUCCUGCGGCACGUGCAGAGUUCUACCAGAUGAGAGAACAGAUCGUCUUUGAGAACGCCAAUCCAAGUGGCUAUUGGGCCAUCUUGACCACGCGAAAGUAUUUCAAGCGCGCAUUCUUGGCCUGUUUCAUUCAAUUUGCCGCCCAGUCAUCUGGGGGUCUCACCAUCAGCAGCUACAGCGUGAUCAUCUAUACGGACCUAGGACUUACCGGCGUCCUGCCGUUACUCAUGUAUGCCAUCUACACCUUGAUUGGAGCACUCGGCAAUCUGGGAUCUCUACUCACAAUUGAUAAAACGGGACGGAGACCUGUACUUAUUAUCGGCUUAGCAGGGUGCCUCGUUGCGUUGAUCAUUGAAACGGCUAUGGUGGCUAAAUACGUCGAUGUCCCGAAGCCUAAUCCUGGGGGCCAGAAGGUGGCUGUCUUCGCCUUCAUGCUCUUUGUCUUCUUCUACGGUCUCUUCCUCGAUGCGGCAUCAUUCAUCUACUCAUCAGAGAUAUAUCCGACAAAUGUUCGUGCUCGAGGUGUGGCUCUCGCAACCUUCACGUACUUCGCAUUUUGUAUUGCCUAUGUCACCCCAGGAGCGACUGCUCUUGCUGCAAUCGGAUGGAAAUACUUCCUUGUCUUCGUCUGUGUGACUUUCUUCAGCGUCUUGGUUGUGGCAUUCUUCUACCCCGAAACCAAGGGCAAAUCUCUUGAGGAUUUGGCAGAGCUCUUUGGUGAUCCGGUUGUUGUGCAUUUGACAGACCUGGACACAGCGGAGAAGUCGGCUUUGGAAACAGUCAACCAGGUGGAGACAAUCAAUCAUACUGAGCAAUCGAGCCAACUCGCUGCUGAACCUCGUCUCUCUGCUUGA
Molecule: messenger RNA, 1548 nt
Organism: Exophiala viscosa
Lineage: Eukaryota; Fungi; Ascomycota; Eurotiomycetes; Chaetothyriales; Herpotrichiellaceae
Product: general substrate transporter
Exons: 7
Coding region: 1-1548 (515 amino acids)
Biological process (GO): transmembrane transport; carbohydrate transport
Cellular component (GO): membrane
Molecular function (GO): carbohydrate:proton symporter activity
Source: RefSeq, a predicted model, not a curated record